Messenger RNA from Saccostrea cuccullata (small rock oyster), 1416 nucleotides. RefSeq names its product QRFP-like peptide receptor. Gene Ontology annotation, cellular component: membrane. The record is from RefSeq and is a predicted model, not a curated record. Gene Ontology annotation, molecular function: neuropeptide Y receptor activity. The coding region runs from base 1 to 1293 and encodes 430 amino acids. Gene Ontology annotation, biological process: G protein-coupled receptor signaling pathway. Lineage: Eukaryota; Metazoa; Mollusca; Bivalvia; Ostreida; Ostreidae. The transcript has a single exon.
AUGGCAAAUUCAACUGCGAACCCUUUUUACACAGAAUUUACUAGUUAUGCUAACCAGUCGUUACUUAAUGACACUUUGACCAAUUUUACAACUACUCCCACUCCUUACCAAUGGAAUUUUCAACGACUGAAAGCCAUGUGUUGUGCCCCUCCGAGAGGAAAUUCAUUUUUGCGUAAAGUGAUGUGUGAUUCCUUCUUUUUCCAAGUCUUUGAUCACAGUAAAGUAGACACGCCGGAGAUUUCGGAGACCUCCAAGACGCUUCUAAUGGUACUGUACUCCAUCAUCAUCUUCGUCUCCCUGGUGGGAAAUAUGAUGGUUCUUAUUACCGUGUGUGGAAACAGAAACAUGCGGUCCGUCACCAAUGUCUUCAUUCUGUCCCUGUCCGUCAGCGACCUUCUCCUGUCGUUAAUUGCCACGCCCAUUAACAUGGGGAAUGUCAUAUCCACGUACUGGAAGUAUGGCGCCUUCGCCUGUAAAAUUGUUCCCUGCAUCACGACAUUUUGUGUGGCCUGCAGCUCGUUGACUUUAUGUUGUAUCGCCUUUGAGAGAUUUUACGCCAUCGUGUACCCUCUGAAAGUGAAGUUUUUCCAAGCUUCCACGAGACUGGUUCCCUUACUGAUCACAGUGUGGGUGACAUCUUUGGUAUCAGGCAUCCCCCAAGUUUUCUAUUUCGAGCUUAUAAAAGUAAAAGACGUUUGCGACAGAAUUGUGGAUGAUAUUUGCACUCUACCUCUCAUUACCAGUAAAACAAUGGAGUUUUUCCAGCUGUGGCUGCCAUUUCUGAUCCUCUUUGUAGCCCCACUUCUAGUUAUGACAAUUCUUUAUUCCAUUAUUAUCGUCAAGUUAUGGGGAAGGAGACCGAUUGGGAUAACUGUGAAAGCUAACGACUCCUAUCGUCUGAAACAGAAAAAACGCGCGAUAAAAAUGCUAGUUACCGUGAUGGUUCUUUUCAUAAUUUGCUGGCUGCCUAUUCAAACAUUCAAUGCUGUAGGAGAGAAGGUAUCCAGCAUGACACCAGAUGCCACUUUGCAGUGGAAGGCUUUUUUGAAGUGUCUGGCUUUGAGUAGCAGUUGUUACAACCCUGUUGUUUAUGCGUUUAUGAAUGAAAACUUCCGAAAAAACUUUGCCAGUCUGUUGCCCUGUAAAAAGCGGAGAAUUGAGCCACUCUCCGUCAGAGAUGUCGACAAGAGGCGAUCCAUAAUGACCAAACCUCAGAAAACAUGGAUCAAGUUUGGAUCCGAAAAUGCGACCAGCAUACCAGGAACUAGAGGAACAAACGAAACUAAGUGUUGAUGUGCCACUUUUAUAACUUUCAUUUCAUGACAAUUCUUAAAAAUAAAUUGAUUUAUACAUUCCUACCACUGAGGAGUAAUUCAAUAGAUAUAUCAGUACAGGGAAGAUUUGUUUAUGUUGCAU